GAGACCAGCAGUAGCCGGUGACGGAGACAAGUGACCUCCAUGUUGUCCCGGAAGUGAAUGAGACGGCAUCACGUCAGGCAGGGAACAACUUACAGGAGACGUAGACAGGGGGAGGCGGAGGCAGUGUACUCUCAACUCGGUUGGCUGGAUGGGGAAGGGAGAGUUGUGUCCGGGCACUGCAAAGCAGGAGCAUCCCAUCUCGGUAGAGCCAUGAGCGUCCCAUCCUGCCCAUUGUCUGGCAGCGAGGUGUAGUACAGCACCAGCCGGGGAUGCACGUCCUCCUGACGGAGGCGGAUCUGAGCUAUGGAAGGGGUUCUGUACAAAUGGACCAACUACAUCACAGGUUGGCAGCCUCGCUGGUUUGUUUUAGACAAUGGGAUUCUCUCUUACUACGAUUCACAGGAUGAUGUGUGCAAGGGCAGCAAAGGCAGCAUUAAAAUGGCUGUUUGUGAAAUUAAAGUUCACUCGACAGACAGCACAAGAAUGGAGCUGAUAAUCCCAGGGGAGCAGCAUUUCUAUGUGAAAGCAGUUAAUGCAGCUGAAAGGCAGAGAUGGCUGGUUGCCUUGGGUAGUUCCAAAGCUUGCCUGGCAGAUAACAGAACAAGGAAAGAAAAAGAAGUCAGUGAAACCAAUGAAUCUCUGAAAACCAAAAUGUCAGAACUCCGUCUUUAUUGCGACCUGCUAAUGCAGCAGGUUCAUACUAUUCAGGAAUUUGUUAAUCACGACGAGCACUGUCCAUCGCCUAGCACUGAGAAUAUGAAUGAAGCAUCAUCUCUGCUCAGUGCAACCUGCAAUACAUUUAUUACUACGCUAGAAGAAUGUGUCAAGAUUGCAAAUGCCAAAUUCAAACCAGAAAUGUAUCAGCUGCUGCCGCAUGAUGUGUCUGCCGUGUCUCCUUCUGCUGUUCAAAUGGUACAGUACAAGUUCAGCUGCAGCUAUCCUUUUUUUGCACAGUAUGAGAAGAAGAAGCGCUCCAUGAGUCACCCAGGCACUUACAUUUCUGAAGGGGGCAGCCAUUCCUAUAAGGAUUCUUCUUUCCAUCGGCCAAACCACCGACGGCGAAGCGCUUAUUCGGAUACAGAAACCUGUACUAAUGACGUGUUUUUAGAAGAAAUGGAAAGGCCUGCACAUUGCUUAAAGACAGGGAUCAAUGGGGAUUUGUCUCCAGCAAACAUCCAGGAAGUAAAUGGACAGAAGUCUAAGAAGCUCUGUGAAUCUGAGAAUUCUCCGGUGUCCCUUUUGUUCUGAGGAUGCAGAAGGACAUUUGGCUAUUAGACUUUGCAGGAGUACUGCUAUGCAAAGACUGCCCGUGCUAGACUUUUGUGAGUAACUGUCCAACCCGUAGAUGGAUUACGCUGCACUUUAUAUUAUAAUGGGACUUGACGUUGAAAUUUUAUCUUUGUACAGUUUAUUUCUGAGAGUAUUUUCCUACUAACCUUCACAGUUUGAAUGCAUAUUCUCGAUCAAAUAGCUGUUUUAUGUUUUGGAAUAUGCAAUUCUUUGUAUUUUUUUUAUGUUUAAAAAUGGCUGCCUGCAUAGAUCAGGGCUAUUUAGCCAGUUUAACAUGCACCAACAGCCAAAGAGUGCUGGGAGUUGUAGUUCAAAAGCAGCUGUAUGAGAUCCCUUGCUUAGAUCAGAUAUGGUUUAAAGCUGGCCACACACAGAUGGGUUUUGGCCUGUCCAUGGACCCAAAAGAAUGCUCUUCAGGACUCAAUCAGUUAUCAGAUAGGCUGGGCAGAUUUAUCCUGUGAAGAUUGCAUUGGGUCCUGGAUUGUUACCCUUGGCGAAUGGGUCCCCCCCCCCAUGGCAUCUGCUCAUUGUGCUGCGGGGUCAAGCAAGCCUGCCACUAGGUGGCCACAUCAGGCAAACAUGUAUUUGUUUGGUAAAGUUGCAGAAUUAGCAUAUUUUCAUGUAUGUCUGGACUUAGCAAAGAAAAUACACACAUGACGCAUAUUUCCACCCACACAAGACUGUAAAAUGUACUGUUUUUUUACACACAAAUACAAGUUGUACGUAUGGUUGUUGCCGUGUAUGCAAAACACACAUAA
Xenopus laevis (African clawed frog) is the source of this 2048-nucleotide messenger RNA. It is a transcript of the gene plekha3.L, whose product is annotated as pleckstrin homology domain containing A3 L homeolog. Gene Ontology annotation, biological process: receptor recycling; endosome organization; intermembrane lipid transfer. Bases 304 to 1248 code for a protein of 314 amino acids. Gene Ontology annotation, cellular component: early endosome; Golgi apparatus; cytosol. The record is from RefSeq and is a predicted model, not a curated record. The transcript is spliced from 8 exons. NCBI's taxonomy places the organism in Eukaryota, Metazoa, Chordata, Amphibia, Anura, Pipidae.